Messenger RNA from Bursaphelenchus xylophilus (pine wood nematode), 6025 nucleotides. NCBI's taxonomy places the organism in Eukaryota, Metazoa, Nematoda, Chromadorea, Rhabditida, Aphelenchoididae. The record is from the annotation of a GenBank genome assembly.
AUGAGCAGCAAUCCUCGGACCGGCAACGCCGCGUUUCAGCAAGACAUUUAUGAGUUUGUAAGUGCUUUAUGUUUGUUGUCUAAGCCUUUAGGACGCUUACCGAUCAUUUCUUACACUUUGUUUCGCCAGUUUUUACCAGUUUUGAGCCAGAGAAAAACUUGAUCCAUUUGGGUCAAGUUUUCCGCUCAUUCAAAAACCCUUUGAAAAGCUUUGAAAUCAAGUGCACAAGCAUUUGUAACAUAUUUUACAGUUCUGCAUUUAUCAUCGAAUCCGAAAACUGGCCCCGAAAGAGGCGACGAGUCCAGCCAAUCAGAACGCGGCCGAAGAGAAAGUGACCAGCGAACAGCGCGGCCAACAGCUCAACCGUUCGCUCUACAAGAUCCUCAAUGAAAUCGAAGGCCGUAUUGUGCUGCUGCCCUCGUCCGCAGAGCCUCCGACCGCCGACUACUUUGACGAAUGGGCAUUUUUGACAUGGACUUUGUUGUCGAUCAUCAAUCGAUUGGAGAAGGAGGCCGAUGAAUUGUGCGGCUUUUUGGACUACGGAGGAAAGCAUUUCCAGGUAAGUGGCUGGUUUGGGGCUACUGGAAAUUUGUUAAACUUGAUCUUGAGUGCUUCGAAAACCAGAAAUUUUGGAUUUUAAAUCUUUAAAAAAUAGAAAAAAUAGCGAAAGUGACAAUUUCGCUUCCCGACUUUUCGAGUCAACGACUGUUCGGGUCAUCAUAAAAUCGAUCGUAGGGCAGGUGAAUACACUAAAAAAAAGUUGUAAAGAAGAACCUAUGAGGCCUGGCAAGGCCGUUGGAUGGCCGGCGGACGCUUGGCGAAGGCUCGGCGGAGACUUGGCGGAGACUUGCCGAAGCCUUGCCAUAUGUCCACCUUCUGUAAUUUUUGCUAUUAUAACAUUAGUUUUCUUUACCCUGGGUUAUUGUAUAGGUUAUAAGCUAUCCUAGGACCCGAUCAAUCUUAUUAUUAUAUUUCUACUAAUUAAGCUUUCUCCUGGCCUCCCCAUGCAUACAACGACGAACUGAGGCGAUCCGUAGUAUCGUUGACCCGAAAAGUCGUAGCGCCGACAAUUUGACGUCAAGUUGGCGCCAUAUUGAAAAAGUCUGUCAAAUUACCACUCCUACUCUAAAUUUUUCAUAGGGUUGCUUUAUACUGUCCUCUCGAUCAAUUUUUACGACCUAAGCUCAUUUCUACACUAUGUUCUUUCCGAGAGAAACACUUGACCCAAAACUUUUUUUUCUAAAAAAUCCACAAAUUUCAGGAAAAAAUCCAUGCAGCUCUGGUGGACCUGGUCAACAAAGCCCAACGAAUGCAACCACCCGUCGGAGUCUCUAAAACCGACAGUAAUUUCGAUCGAUUCUACCAAGCUUAUGUCACGUCUCUCAUAUCCCUCCAUGAUCUUUACACCAUGUGUCAGCAGAAGUACGUCACUCCCGAGUUUGAGGCUCAGAUCGCGCUGUUCAAGGACCAACUGAUCAAUUGUUUCCAACUGCAGCGGGAGUUUUGUAAUGCGGUAGGUUACGGGUUUUUUUCGGAAUUUUCUUGAUUUUUAUGGAAUUUCUUAAAAUUUUAAUCCGAAUUUUGACUCUUCAGCAUGGCUAUUACGUGUGGAAUCAGUUGAGGACAACGCAAAUCCAAAAAAUGACUCGAUACGGCUUCAACAACAAAGGAUUUUUGUCAGUGGCUAUGUCAUUUUACAGCCAUAUGUUGUACAAUCUCGGUGUGCUGGCAGCACGAUUGCAGGUUACUUUGGUAAGUUACUACAGGAAAUGCUACUAAUCUGAGCUAUAUUUUCGGAAUUUUUGGGAGUUUUGAUCAAGGAAAACACUUGACUCAGAUGGGUCAUGUCUUCCUCUUGGCAAGCAAAACUCGAAUUUCAUUUGAAACCACAUAGGCAGCACGUUACGUCUUUGUUUUUUUGUUUGCAAAAAUAUUCAUAGUGUAUUUUAGACAGUAUGAUUUAUUUUUUAUUGCGAGGGGAAGACUUGACACAAGAUUUUUUAAAAACCGACGUUUUAGUAAAAAUCGUAUUGAAGCGCGAUUUUAUCGAAGUGCUGGUACAUUUUAACACCAUUUUGACCCGACUCAAAUUUACCGAAGCCGAUAGAUUACACUAGACUAUCGAUUUUGGGUCAAGUUUUUCUCUAGUCAAGCUUUUUUCCGAGAAUCGAAAAUUGGGCUUGGAAUACAUCCGUCCAAUUUUUAUCCUAUUUUUUAAUAAACUAACCCUCAAUCUUUCCAGGGUUUCUGUUAUGGUGCGAGGGCGGCGAAAGGAAUGGCCAAGCCUGAACUUAUCUCGCCACUCCUCAAAAUGGUCUACAACAUGGUGGAGAUGCUGUUGAGCGACUCCAUAAUCUGCAUCGAACCGAGUCAGAAUGCGAUUUUGGUGACGAACAAUCUUUUUCCCACAAAAAUUGCUUCGCUUUGCCGCUGCACCUUGUUCAAGGAGUAUUCGCUUCAAAUUGUUAGUGAGGAAGGUGAGUAAUUUUAGUAUUAUUGAUAUAUUUUUCAACCAUGUUGUUCAAUUUUGAUCACUAGCUUAUUUUUGAAAUAUUUCUGAGCUUUUUGUGCGAUUAUUCGAUAAAUUUCUAUCGAAGGGAAGACUUGACCCAAAUUUUGUUCAAAGCAAACUUUAUCAAUUUUUGUUUUGAAUAAUAUUUGAAAUAGUCUUAAAUUUACUCUUUUAUUAUCAUUUUACUCCUCGAAGUUACUAAAUUUCAAGUUUUGAGUCAAGUCUUCCCCUCAAUUUCCAGAUUCAUAAAAUCAAGCUCAAAUUUCUCAAAAAUUGUUUCAUUCAGCUUGAAAAUUCUUCUAAUAAAUCUCUCCGUUACAGUAGCCCAACAAAUCCAGCAAGAAAUGCGUCAUCGAAAGACAUUCGAUCCUCCCGUCGCAGUCCGCCAAACCCCUUCGGCCGCGCUGUUGGCCAUGAAGCCGUCAAGUGGAGUGAAACGGAACAACGCCACCGCUUCUGAUGGCGGUGGAAAUACGGCGCACAAAAAGAGUGAUGUCAACUCCAAAGAGUGGAUUUCCAUUCCGCCUUCGUUUGAUCCAGAAUACCAGUCUUGGAUUGCAACGUAUCCACAUUUGUUAUGCACUACAAGGCAAAAAGUAAGGGUUGGCUUUUUGUUGAGAGGUCUUCUGGUAGUUGUUUGUAUUUCUUGGAAUAGUUUUUGAAGCCUUUUGGAGACGUUUUCGACGGGGUAAGGAGAGGGAAACACUUGACCCAAAAAUCAAGAUUAAGCUAAUGCUGGAAGAUUACUACGAGAAAUUAAAAUUAGACGCUUUCUCCGCAUUCGAGGAGUUCUUUACGACCUCCGGCCCUGUUAUUCCUUCGCUUGAGACAAGUCUUUCGUUCAGAGGAAAACUUUACACAAAAUUUUUAAAAUUAGCCUUUAGCUGAAACUUAUAUUUUUACCAACUGUUGAACGCUUUAUAAAAUUAUUUUUGACUAUUUUAUUCCUUUGGGUCAUCUGUCUCUCCACUUUUCCAAGCCUUGUGUCAACUCUUCCCCUCGCUGAUUUCCACCUUUCCAGGACGCCUUGCUGGACUCACGAUCUGCUGGUCAGACCGGAAAACGUCCGUUGUUCUACUUCCACGUGAAGGCCGAGAUGUUCAGCUUCACCGGCGGCCUUCAAACCGCUCACACCUUAUCCAUGCCAUUCGCAAUCGCUACCCGGCGAAACCAAGACUGUCAAGUCCAACGAAUGAUGAGUUCGUAUACGGCGACUUGCUUCUGGAUGUACGGGACAGCCGCACUGGAUGGGCUGCUGCUUCAGUGGUACGAUAAUUCAAUAGAUUGGAAAGCGUUCAAGGAUCUGUAUGCGCAGUACUUUGCGAUGAAUGCGGAGGUGAAUAGAACGCUGACGGAUGAGGACUUUUUGAUCUUGAGAAACAAGAUGCAUUGUCCUGAAUGCAGUGAACGUAAGUUUUCCGAAGUCUCGAGCAAUUUUCGAAUUUUGGGUCAUGUGUUUCUCUCAACUUUUUUUCGAGGGAAACAGUUGACCCAUAAGUUUUUUAGAGUAAAAAAUGCCGUAAAAUACAGUAAAUUAAGUCUUACAAUUUUUAAUUUCACGGUUUGCAAAAUUUUGAGAUUGGGUCAAGUCUCAUCUUUGUUAUUAAAGAGACAUGACUCUACAAAAAUACUUGUUAAAAUCGAUUUUAGCGUACGUGACAUCUACAUUUACGUUUUAAAACUAAUUUUCUCCGUAAUUCCCGCAGUUUGUGAUUUUUGGGUCAAGUGUUUCUCUCAAUCAAAAAUGAGAGGAAAACUUGACUCGACAUCUCUUAAAGAUCAAAAACAGUCUGAAAAUUGAUUUCAUCAUGAACACUUCAGAUAACACUCCCUACAACGCCUACGAAGUUCCUUCAAUCGCUUUUCGCAACGUCCUCUGCCCCCAUUUGCACUACUCCGUCGGCAAGACCGACGUCAAGUUCAGCGUGUGGAGAGGGAUGUUGGAGCUUCUGCAUUUGUUCAGCGACCAACGGACCGAGAUCAAGACUCUUUGGGAAGCCGGCUUGCUCAAUGGGUUCAUGGAACGGCAAAAGAUUGCGUUGCAACUUUCAAGGAUUGAGUCGGGGCUAAUAAUGUACCUGUCGUUUGUCAUGGGUGGCUGUGUUUGCUUCUCAGUCAAAUCGGGGGCUCAGAUCUUGCACUUGGAACCGCUGGAUUUGAGGAAACUGCAGGUAAAUUUGGCCGAAAUUGAGUUUUUUUUUUGGAUUUUACCGAGUUUUCGCAAAUUUUUAACAAUUUUUGUGGCUUAGAGGGCUUUCAAACGUUGUAAAAUCGGCUUUAAUUCUUUUGAAAAGUUCAUUUCCACAGUUUUCCCUCUACUUUACAACAAGCGGAACACUUGACCCAACCCGAGUCAACUGUUCCGCUUGACAUAAAAGUUGGCUAAAAUGCUCAAAUUUUAUUUUUCAGGCCAAAUCGCUUCACGAAUACCUUCGAGACAUCCUGAUUGCCGAGAAAGUGGAGUAUUUAUACACGGCCAAUCAUGAAUGGAUGCUAGUUUCCGAGGCCAUGAAAGAGUGCCCCAAAUCCUCCGAUUUCUUCUCUCAAGCCCAGCCAACUCAACGAGAAAUCACUUCCAACUUGGUUCAUACGGAGGGAAUUGAUGUUGAGGAAACUCAAUGGUAAGUUGCCGGGCGAUUUUAUGGGCUGUUUUGGGCCUUGAGUCAAGUCUCUCUUUUGAGGAGCACAGUUGACCCAAAUAUAUAAAUAACAGUUUCAUAAGUAAUCGCGUAUUUUGCAAGCAACUUGGCCAUUGUGUUAUGCCAAAUCUCCAUUGGGUCAAGUGUUAUCUCCUUUGGGUCAAGUGUUUCCCUUGAAAGGAAGACUUGACUCAAAAACGGGAAUAUAGUGGCAUAUGGAUUGUUUAUAAAAAAUUUAGUCUCCAAGAAGACGAAUAACAAUAUUUUAUUUUAGUUUCACCCCAAUGCGAGUUGCUGUAGUCACCUGCAAACAAGCCGGUUCCGAGAACUACAAGUUUGAACAUGUAAGUGUAUAACCUUGGCUCUCAAGGCUUUCCAAAGUCGAAAAUCCAACUCUAACCUUAACUCUGACCUAAAAUUUUCAUUCCAGGAUAUUCCAUCGCUAAACAACGGGGAAGAAUUCGAAAUCGCCCUGGAAAAGUUGAUGAACAAGUUUGGGAAAACCCGAAUUGAUGUCAUCGAUGUUUUGAAUAGAAAGUCCGUUACAGCUGCCGCUUCAGUUCCCUCAACUGUUCAUCCGCCCGUGAGUGUGGGCUUCGGCGGCACAACACAGCCUCAGGCCUUCUCCAGCACCCACUCCAACGCUUUCUCCGCACCACCUCAGUAUCACUACGUGGACGUGCCGCAAAACCCGCCCAGAAUGCCACUGAAUCAUCGAUGGACCGCGCCGCCCGGCGAUGACAAAUUCUGGCCUCCUUUGACGUUGCAUUGGAGUGGGCAUUCCGAACCCGACACCACGUAUAGUAACAGCAAUGGAGUCGACAUCAUAUCACUCAUGCCUCCCACGGUGGACUCUACUCUAAAGUACCCAUAG